Molecule: messenger RNA, 1050 nt
Organism: Lachnellula hyalina
Lineage: Eukaryota; Fungi; Ascomycota; Leotiomycetes; Helotiales; Lachnaceae
Product: putative 1-aminocyclopropane-1-carboxylate deaminase
Exons: 3
Coding region: 1-1050 (349 amino acids)
Biological process (GO): amine catabolic process
Molecular function (GO): 1-aminocyclopropane-1-carboxylate deaminase activity; D-cysteine desulfhydrase activity; pyridoxal phosphate binding
Source: RefSeq, a predicted model, not a curated record
AUGUCGACCGUCACCCUCACCCUCCCAGAACCUUUCGCUAGCAUCCCUAAAGCAGACUUCCUUUUCGGACCCUCGCCAAUCCAUCACCUGCCUAGAAUUUCAGAAGCUCUGGGAGGGAAAGUAUCUAUAUGGGCGAAAAGAGAGGAUUGCAACUCUGGGAUUGCAUUUGGGGGGAAUAAAACUAGGAAAUUGGAGUACCUCAUUCCAGAAGCUCUGGAGCAGGGCUGCGAUACCCUCAUUAGUAUCGGAGGAGUACAGUCAAACCAUACCCGGCAGGUAGCUGGUGUAGCUGCAAAGCUGGGUCUAAAGGCCAAACUAGUGCAAGAGCACUGGGUAGACUGGAAUGACCCCGGCUAUGACAAAGUAGGCAACAUCCAACUCUCCCGCAUGAUGGGCGCUGCACCACGCCUCGAUCCCUCGACCUUUGGAAUCGAGCACAAGCCCACACUAGCCAACCUGACCCAAGAGGUAAUCGAUGCCGGCGGGAAGCCGUAUUAUAUCCCAGCCGGGGCUUCAGAUCAUCCUCUCGGCGGUCUUGGAUUCGCACGCUGGGCAUUCGAGGUCGAGGCGCAGGAGAAAAAAGACGGCGUCUUCUUCGACACCAUUAUCGUGUGCGCGGUGACGGGAAGCACGUUUGCGGGCAUGAUUGCGGGGUUCAAAGCCAUUGAGAAGAAUGGUGGGAGGAAGAGGAGAGUCAUCGGUAUCGACGCCAGUGCCAAGCCCAAAGAAACGCGCGAUCAGGUGCUGCGGAUUGCCAAGUUCACGGGGGUGAAGAUUGGGUUGCAGGAGGGAGAUAUCACCGAGGCGGAUGUGGAGCUGGAUGAGAGGUAUCAUGAUGGGUGUUAUGGGAUUCCCGGCGAGAUGACAAAGACGGCUAUGCGGUUUGGGGCGCAGACGGAGGGCUUUAUCACGGAUCCCGUGUAUGAAGGGAAGAGUCUUGCUGGGAUGAUGGAUUUGGUGAAGAAGGGGGAGAUAGAAGAGGGGAGCACGGUGCUCUAUGCUCACCUGGGAGGACAGUUGGCUUUGAAUGCUUACUCGGAACUCUUUUGA